Anopheles gambiae (African malaria mosquito) is the source of this 2194-nucleotide messenger RNA. Its product is annotated as fidgetin-like protein 1. The record is from RefSeq and is a predicted model, not a curated record. The transcript has 3 exons. The coding region runs from base 81 to 1961 and encodes 626 amino acids. Lineage: Eukaryota; Metazoa; Arthropoda; Insecta; Diptera; Culicidae. Gene Ontology annotation, molecular function: ATP hydrolysis activity; ATP binding; microtubule severing ATPase activity.
AAAAAGAAGCACAAAAUCGGCGCGCGCGUGAAUGUUUUGAGAGAUCCUUCCGUUGAUCAACAAAGAGUUCUGCUUGUGAAAUGGAAGACUCUAUUGGAAACGUUGAGGAAAUAUACUUCUGUUUGCGUAGAUUGAAAGAAACUUCGUCCCACAAAGACCCGAACCAAGCAGUAAACGAUGUGCGAAAUUUGAACUAUCUGCUCCAUACGGAAUCGCUGCAAAUAGACGAUGAAAGACUAUCAGCACAGCUGCUGAGCGAAGGCUUGCACAAGUACCAAGAUUUAAUGACCAAUCCCGACGGCGUUAACAACUACUGUGACGAUGUGCUGGAGCUGCUUAACACUCAGCCGUCGGAGAUGGCUGACGAUGACUUUGAAAUCACCGAUACGGCGUUGGAUGAUCCGGUCUCAUAUUUGCCAAGCGAGGACUGUGCCUGUUACGGAUCGUACGAGAACUGUUGUGAGGACGAACUUUCCCCAACCAAACUUGCGAGCAUCCUGCACAAAUCGAAACAAUGCGAAGAGCAGCACCAACAGCGAAUUGAUAAUCGCGUUGAUAAUCGCGAAACGAAACAACAACCGGCUGCUGCUGCGGCUGCAACCAGUUAUACCGUAAUUGAGGACAUUUCACGCCGUGUAUUUGCAAACGGUGGCAAUCCAGCAUUCACUCCUAAACUUCCUGUUACCAAACCGGCAUCGAAACCGCCACCUGCCGUACCAGUACCAGAUCAUCAGGAACCUAAAUCUGUUUUCCAUGAAGGUUGUAGUGGUGGUGCUUUCCGAACGGCAAAAGACGAACUGCACAUACAAAACAUGAAGAAAUACGGAACCACGAAUCCGCCUGGCAAGGCGCCACUAUUUGCAUACGGUCGCAAAACGCUCGGAGGGCGGCGAAUGCUUGGCAGUAAGUUCGUCUGUCCAGUGCGGUCUGACAAUGAGGAUCGCUCCACUGGAGCACCUCACAAUGGUUCGGAUGAUGGUCGGUCAGGACAGUACCGCGGGUAUAGCAACGAUAACAGCAGCAACGAGGACAGCCAGGAGGAUGAGAUCGAUGAGCGGUUGAGAAACAUCGACCCAAAAAUGGUGGAAUUGAUUCGCAGCGAGAUCAUGGACCGGUUUCAACCACUUUCCUGGGAUGAUAUUGCCGGCUUGGAGUACGCAAAAACCAUCAUCAAGGAGGCGGUUGUGUGGCCAAUUCUGCGGCCAGAUAUUUUUACCGGUUUGCGCAAACCACCACGUGGUAUACUGCUGUUUGGACCACCCGGUACGGGCAAAACGCUUAUUGGUAAAUGUAUAGCGUCGCAGUCGAAAUCCACAUUCUUUAGCAUCAGUGCCUCUUCGCUUACCUCGAAAUGGAUUGGCGAUGGGGAGAAGAUGGUGCGGGCCUUGUUUGCGGUGGCAGCUGUUCAUCAACCGGCGGUCGUCUUCAUCGAUGAGAUCGAUUCCCUACUCUGCCAACGGUCGGACACCGAACAUGAAAGCUCGCGCCGCUUGAAGACGGAAUUUUUGGUACAACUGGACGGAGCCGCAACGGCGGAAGACGAGCGAAUUCUUAUUGUUGGUGCAACGAACCGACCGCAGGAGCUGGACGAAGCAGCACGCCGUCGGCUGGUGAAGAGACUGUACAUUCCACUGCCGGAACGGUCGGCCCGUAUUCAAAUUCUUAAUCGACUGCUGGACCGAGAACGCAACAGCCUGGAAACGGAUGAAAUUGCACGCAUUGGCGAUCUUACGGAAGGUUUUUCGGGUGCGGACAUGAAAGUGUUGUGCCACGAAGCUUCCAUGGGCCCAAUUCGCUCCAUCCCAUUCGAUCAGUUGGGUGACAUUGCGAAGGAUCAGGUUCGACCGAUAUGUUACGAGGAUUUCCGAUUAGCUUUGACAAAGGUGAAGGCCAGCGUAUCACAGGACGAUUUGCAACAAUACGUAGUUUGGGAUCGUACAUACGGGGCCGGCGCGAUUUAGGGUGUGCUCUAGUAUCUAUCGUAUAGGACAGGCGCGAAAGACAAACGUAUGGCACUCUAUUGAGAUGUUCUAGAAAAUGUUGGACAUAUUUGAUAGGAUUUGCUAGAGCUUACAUCUGUUUUUCGUCGGAUACGACAUAUUCUAUUGCACUCCCUUGCGAUGCUGGGAAGCAGUUACUAAAUUAAUAAAAGACCGCACCAGCAAAUUUGGCUGUGCUGGAUUCUUUUGCCUAA